GCAAAGGUAAGAAGGAAGGGGGAAUGCCCAGUCGAAGACCCAAAGAAAUUGAAGCGAUUCCAUGGAUUUACUAAACGAAAACCGGAAAAAAAUGAUAGAAGAGAAGCCGGAGAAGUCUACGAUGCACGAUGACACACAUGGCAGGAAACGGGGGGUGUUAUUGAUUGAUAUUCAUCAAGAAAAAAUACAGGUUGAAGACAAGGAAGAUUUUGCAAGAAAGCUUGUCUGUUCAGAAGAUGAGAACUUGAAAGUUGUCUCCAUCUUUGGCAAUACUGGUGACGGCAAGUCAUACACAUUGAACCAUACGUUCUUCAGUGGCCAAGAAGUGUUCUCAACUUCAGCAUCUCAAACCUCAUGUACUGUAGGCAUCUGGGCUGCAUAUGAUGAGAAAAAUCACUUGUUGAUUGUUGACACAGAGGGCCUGCUAAGCACAUCUAAUAAUUCUAACCAACGCAAGAGACUUCUGAUGAAAAUACUUGCAAUAUCAGAUGUUAUCAUAUAUCGCACAAAAGCUGAGAGGUUGCAUUCAGACAUGUUUAGUUUCCUCGGUGAUGCAUCGAAAGCAUAUUUGAGGCAUUUUUCACCUGAGCUAAAGGCUGCCAUUGAACGCAGUCAGUUGAACUUACCCAUAUGUCUGCUUGGACCAGCUGUGGUCAUAUUUCAUGAAACUCACCAUACUGAAAUUCUUGGAACUCAAAGCAAUGACUUAGGCGAAACAAAAUCUGCCGAUGAAUUACUGAAACAAAGGUUUGCAGCUGUUAAACAAGAUCCACAGGCAUUCAGUUCAAUAAAAUAUGUGGGGACAAAGACAUUGAAUCACAGCACAGAUUUUCAAGCACUGUUUAAGACGGUGAUUGAACUUACUAAUGACUUGUCAGUACGUUCUCGAAGACCACUUGGAGUCAUAUAUGAUGUAUUGAAUCAUCUCAAUGAAAAGUUCAAAGGUGAAAUUGAAAACGUUGUUCCAGACACAUUUCCAGAUUCUUAUUUCACUUGCCUGACUAUCUGCCAAUGCUGCAGUACAAGAUGCGAGGGAACAAUGAACCACGGUCGAGACGGAACUGCUCAUAAGUCAGAGAAAAGCUGCCACUACAUGACACAGUUUGAUAAUCGAUAUUUUACAUGCAAUGCAUGUUAUCAACGAGGAAAGAACAAUAUUGUGACAGAGAAAACGUAUGCAGAUGGUGAUGGUUCAUUGAAAGGCUUGGCCAAUUACGCAUGGUCAGGGUACGUUCUCGAGUGUCCAGAAUGUGGUGUCAUUUACAGAAGUCGCCAAUACUGGUAUGGAAAUACUGAACCAGAGAAAACGGUUGUUAGAACUCACUUGAAACACGUUUGGCAAGGUGAACAUUAUGGAGACGUGAAUCACACAGGACGUCGUGUGUUGGACGGCCUAAAUUUUGUCAAGCGGACGGUAGAUGUUGUCAGUGAAGUACCAUCGAGAUAUAUCAAAGAUUUACUGUCCGACGCAAUUGCACCUGGUUAUUGGGUGUCCAAUAAUGAAAUCAAGGAGUGUUAUGGUUGCAAACACAUCUUUGAAAGUUCCGAGGCGAAGCACCACUGUCGUGCCUGCGGUCAGGGUUUCUGUCAUGACUGUUCCGAUUUCGUCAUGCCCGUGCCUGACAGAGGCUGGGGCCCUGGUCCGGUAAAAGUUUGCAAGACCUGCUUUCUGCAAAGCGAGACGAAAUCAGAAGAUGACGAGAUUUUCGAAGGAGAACUCGUUGACACAAGCGCCUUAAGUGAAGCUCUUGAUGAGGACGACCAACAUUCAGGCAAGGACGACCUGCGUGCCCGCAAGGUGGGAGAGGUGUUGCACAGCUCCGUGAGUAAACUAGCACAAGUCGUGGACCUUCCAAGGACACUUAUUAACGACGUCGCACGUCCAUCCUACUGGGUAGCGGAUGCCGAUAUUGUGACAUGCGCAUGUUGCGAUUACAAGUUUCGUAUUGUGGACUCGAAACAUCAUUGCCGCGCCUGUGGUCAAGGUGUCUGCGGUAGAUGUUCUACAAAGAUGCAAGCGGUUCCCGUAAGAGGCUGGGACCACCCUGUGAGGGUGUGUGACUCGUGUCUUGAAGACAAGUGAAAAGAUGAUGCACAACACGAACCACUUGGAUGUUAAAUAUACUAUCCAAAAAGAAAUGGUGAUAUCCAUACGUACCCAAAAC
This is a messenger RNA of Dendronephthya gigantea, 2165 nucleotides long. RefSeq names its product zinc finger FYVE domain-containing protein 1-like. NCBI's taxonomy places the organism in Eukaryota, Metazoa, Cnidaria, Anthozoa, Malacalcyonacea, Nephtheidae. The transcript is spliced from 10 exons. The coding region runs from base 62 to 2083 and encodes 673 amino acids. Gene Ontology annotation, molecular function: GTPase activity; GTP binding; metal ion binding. The record is from RefSeq and is a predicted model, not a curated record.